CCCUGCCCCUCCGCGGGAAGGUGCCCGGGAGCGGCGGCGGCAGGUUUCCCUCAGGCGGGCCCGGCGGCGGGCAGCGCCCGGGGAAGGGAGCCGGGGCAGGGGCCGUCCCGCCGCCGCCUCAGCGAGGAUUUUAAGUGCAGCCUGGCCGUAAAGGCGUGAGCGCAGGGCAGCGUUACCUCCAGGUACCAGAGACGGGGUCAAACACCUGCACCGUGGUCAGCCCUUGUACCAGCGGAGGCUCAGCCCCAGGAGCUUGCUGGGUCUUCUUGAGACCAGAUUUUUCUUCCUGUUAGCCCAUCAUCAAAACAGACUUUCUUGGAAUCUGCUCAAGCCGUUACGUUGAACUUUUUGCUCGACUGGUUUCCUUGUAGCAGGACGUUGGGUGCAGGGAUUCGUUUCUCUCAUUCAGGUGAUUUUCAUACCUCCUGCUUGGAGGGCCCAGAUUGUAACAGCAGGGAGAAAGCUGUCAUGCUCUGAUUGAAGUACUGGGAGUCUGCCCCGUAAGAAAUUAAUCUUCAUCCUCAUGAAGAUGAUACUGCUGCCCUGUAUAGCCAUGAAGUUAAAACUGCCAUCUGACCUACUCACUGAUUUUAAUGUGAAAUUCUUAACACUUAGGAACAAAAUCCAUCAUGCUGUGUAAUCCAUCACAGUGCGUCUGGGUUCGUUAGGGUAAGAGGGAAAUCAAUAUGCUGCUGACUGAGGGAUAUAAUUUACGUUGUCGUUGGAAGAGACUGUUUCAGCAACAGAUGAUGCUGCAUAUAAAAAUAUUAGUUUUGAUCUCUGUUGCUCUCCUGCAGGCUGCGGUUUAUUUACAGCUGAAGAACACUGCAGAGAGUCAUGUAUGAAACGAUAGGGAAGAAGAGAAGAGGAAAACUUUGCAGCUUCCUGCUUUCAGCUUUGGUGAGUCAGCAGUGGGCUGCAAGAUAAAGUCAAUUUUUAUUGAAUCUUUAGCUUUGCCAGAGUUAUUGAAGCAGGUAAUCUAUCAACGAUACUCCUCUUUGGAUUAAAGAUCGUGGAAGCAAGUUUCCUAAUUACAGAAGGCUUUGAUUAAAUAUUGGAUUUUGAGAUGCAAGUUUCCCUUUACACAGAAUGCCAAAUCCACGAGAAGACCAUGAGACCCAGGCCAUGGGAAGGUGGAUUUUCCUGUUCCAAAUACUUCUCUGAGUGAUGCCAGUAAAAAUUCAAAUGUAAAACGAGGCCCCUUUUACAGCGCCUGUAGAAACUGCUUGAAGCUCGAGGUCUACUUUUUCGUCAGCUAAUGUGUGUGGGACUGAGCGUGAGGACGGUGCAGCGAGGAUGCCAGCAGAGAAAGAAGAAGUGGAAGAUAACACUGAUGAAAACAUGGAAGGGGCUCUGAUAGCCCGGGACAGAGUCGGGGUGCAGGACUUUGUGCUUCUGGACUCCCACACCAGUGAGACUGCUUUCCUGAACAACCUUCGUAAGCGAUACCAGGAGAACCUCAUCUACACUUAUAUUGGUACUCUUCUUGUAUCUGUCAACCCUUACAAAGAGCUGGAUAUCUACACAGUGACACAGAUGCAGCUUUAUCGAGGGGUAAACUUUUUUGAACUGCCACCACAUCUAUAUGCCAUAGCUGACAAUGCCUACCGGGUGAUGUGCAGUGAGUACAACAACCAUUUCAUCCUCAUCUCCGGGGAGAGUGGGGCUGGGAAGACAGAAGCAUCCAAGAAGAUCUUGCAGUAUUACGCAGUAACCUGUCCAACCACAGAGCAGCUGCAGAUCGUCCGUGACCGUCUCCUACUUUCCAAUCCCGUUCUCGAGGCUUUUGGAAACGCAAAAACUCUGCGUAAUGACAACUCGAGUAGAUUUGGGAAAUACAUGGAUAUCCAAUUUGAUUUUAAGGGAGCUCCAGUGGGAGGGCACAUCCUCAGUUACCUAAUUGAGAAAUCCAGAGUUGUCCACCAGAACCACGGAGAAAGGAAUUUCCAUAUUUUCUACCAAUUAUUAGAGGGUGGAGACAAGGAUCUUCUUUGCUGGCUUGGACUGGAGCGCAACCCCCAAAAGUAUGCAUAUCUCAUCCAGGGUCGAUGUGCCAAAGUGUUUUCUAUUAAUGACAAGAAUGACUGGAAAAUAGUCCGCAAAGCUUUUUCUAUCAUUGACUUUACUGAAAAAGAUAUAGAGCAUCUCUUUGGAAUUGUUGCUAGUGUGCUGCACCUCGGGAACAUUCAGUUCGAAGAAGAUAGCAAUGGACACGCCAUCAUUCGUGAUGGCACGCAGAUCAAAUGGAUUUCAAAGCUACUGGGUGUGCACUUGUCCAUUCUGCAGGAAUCUCUCACCCAUCGGAAGAUCGAAGCCAGAUCUGAAGAGGUCCUAAGCCCACUGAACGUGGAUCUGGCGUUCUACGCUCGGGAUGCCGUAGCCAAGGCGAUUUACGGACGCACUUUCACUUGGCUAGUCAACAAAAUUAAUGGCUCUCUAGCCAACAAGGAUUCAACUCGGAAAACAGUCAUCGGCCUGCUGGAUAUCUAUGGUUUUGAAGUGCUGGACACAAACAGCUUUGAGCAGUUCUGCAUUAAUUACUGCAAUGAGAAGCUCCAGCAAUUGUUGAUUGAGAUGACCUUGAAAGCAGAGCAGGAAGAAUAUGAACUGGAAGGAAUAGAGUGGGAACCAAUUCCAUAUUUUAACAACAAGAUCAUUUGUGACCUGGUUGAGCAGAAGCAUAAAGGGAUAAUCUCCAUUCUGGAUGAAGAGUGCUUACGGCCUGGUGAAGCGACUGAUUUGAGCUUCUUGGAAAAGCUGGAAGAGAAAGUAGGAGAUCAUGCCCACUUCGUGACUCGCAAGCUUGCAGACCAGAAAACACGGAAAUCGAUUGACUGGGUGGAUUUCCGCCUCCUUCACUAUGCAGGAGAAGUCACUUACUGUGCUGUUGGAUUUCUGGAGAAGAAUAAUGAUCUCCUGUACAGAAACCUGAAAGAGGUGCUGUGCAACUCUAAAAAUGGCAUCAUUAGAGAAUGCUUCUUGCUGUCAGAACUGGACAACAGGAGGAGACCAGAGACUGUGGCAACCCAGUUCAAAAACAGUCUGAUGAGUCUUAUAGAAAUCCUGAUGUCCAAGGAGCCUUCUUACGUCCGAUGCAUUAAACCGAAUGAGAACAAGGAGCCUGGGAAGUUUGAUGAUUAUCUGAUCCGACACCAGGUGAAAUACCUGGGACUGAUGGAGCACUUGCGGGUGAGACGAGCCGGCUUCGCGUAUCGGCGGAAAUAUGAACUUUUCUUGCAAAGGUAUAAAUCCCUCUGUCCAGCUACCUGGCCCCACUGGCAUGGGCCAGCGGCUGAGGGUGUGGAGAGGCUCAUCAAGCAUAUCGGUUACAAGCCUGAGGAGUACAAAUUAGGAAGAACUAAAAUAUUCAUUCGGUUCCCAAAGACUCUGUUUGCUACUGAGGAUGCAUUUGAAUUCAGAAAACACCUGUUAGUUUCAAGACUACAGGCCAAAUACAAAGGAUGCCUUGGAAAGAGAGAGUACCAGAAGAAGAGAGAAGCAGGUAGGAGCUCUGGAACUGAGGACUCUCUCCUUCAGGCUAGCAGGGCCCCGUGGCAGGGAGAGACGCUGAUACCACCUCGUUGUUUUCAGUAUGUGACCCCCGUGAUAAAAUAUGACAGGAACGGGUUCAAACCGCGAGACCGGCUACUUGUUCUGACCCAGUCCUCGGCCUAUGUGGUGGAAAUGGCCAAGAUCAAGCAGAAAAUAGACUACGCCACCCUGAAAGGUAUUUCCACCAGUAACCUGAGCGAUGGGAUUGUAGUCAUUCAUGUUCCCGAGGACAACAAACAGAAGGGAGAUGCAAUCCUUCAGUGUGAGCAUGUCUUCGAGACGGUCACUAAACUCUGCAUGCUGGCCAAUAAGCAAAGCCUCGUGAAAGUUGUGCAGGGAAGCCUUCAGUUUCGCAUUGGCUCUGGGAAGGAAGGGACGAUGGUGUUCACCGUCGGGCAGGAGCCUCAGGUCUUCAAAGCCAAAAAUGGACAAUUAACGGUGGUGUCAACCCAGGCAAAGUCUUGAUGAGAAACAGUUCCUGUUCCUGGUCCCCGUCUGGGCCUGGAAUAGAAAGGAGCCUGCAGGAUGAGACCAGCACUCACAUCUCCCCUGGAAUCUUUG
This is a messenger RNA of Athene cunicularia (burrowing owl), 4113 nucleotides long. RefSeq names its product myosin IH (gene MYO1H). The record is from RefSeq and is a predicted model, not a curated record. Gene Ontology annotation, biological process: vesicle transport along actin filament; actin filament organization. Gene Ontology annotation, cellular component: myosin complex; microvillus; vesicle. Gene Ontology annotation, molecular function: ATP binding; microfilament motor activity; actin filament binding. The coding region runs from base 1297 to 4017 and encodes 906 amino acids. Lineage: Eukaryota; Metazoa; Chordata; Aves; Strigiformes; Strigidae. The transcript has 35 exons.